Molecule: messenger RNA, 619 nt
Organism: Vitis riparia (riverbank grape)
Lineage: Eukaryota; Viridiplantae; Streptophyta; Magnoliopsida; Vitales; Vitaceae
Exons: 3
Coding region: 119-406 (95 amino acids)
Source: RefSeq, a predicted model, not a curated record
AUUUUAUCUAAAAUAUGAUACAAUAAUACCUGAAAUCACCCCUACCUAGGCAAGCAAGUUCGCCACAAUCAAAACUAAUCUGGGAGGAAGAUCGGGGGACGGCGGUUUUGUUUCGGCCAUGAAAGACGAUUACGAGGUUGAAGAAAAAAAACAAGCUGCUGCUGAUGUUCUGUUUCAAUAUUCAAAAUUCGUGAUGGCAUGUAUUGGAAAUCAAGUUCGGCCUUGUGACUUAAGGUUGCAUUUAAUGAAGGAAAUUUCUGGCAUGCCAACUUCUCUGAAGAGGGAGUCAUCCCAAACAGCAGCUUCUCCUGAUGCUAUGGGUGAAUCAUCAAGUUCAGGGACAGCUAGACUUGAUAAGGCAGAUAGUUUCCGGGGAACCAUGGAUUAUAGCCUAAAACAAACUUAGUUGCAGGUUCGGUUGUUUGUAGGCUGCCAUGGCCAUCUUGUCCUUCUUGCCUUUUGUCCUGGUGUUUAUUUGUUUAUUUACCCUUUUCAUUUGUACGUGAAUUGUGUUCCUCUUCUGAUCUUGGAUAAAUGCAAUGUGAUCUAGAAAACUAUAUAUUCUUAUCCUUGAUUAUAUAUAUAUUGAAUGCUUAGGCCAUGAGUUAUCAUUUCUAAA